This is a messenger RNA of Porites lobata, 1824 nucleotides long. The record is from the annotation of a GenBank genome assembly. NCBI's taxonomy places the organism in Eukaryota, Metazoa, Cnidaria, Anthozoa, Scleractinia, Poritidae.
ACUGCAGAAGGAACAAUAGCCGACAACGGAAUUGUACUACUCAAGUCUCUCGUGGAGCAGUUAAAGCAAAAGAGACAAACCCUCAAGGAACUUAACGAUAAGAUAGCAGUUUUACUGGAAACUCCUGAGGAACUCGAAGCAGAAAUACUCGAUGCAGAGGAACUAGACAGCCUUAUCGUGGAGAAGGUUUGCCUCACCGACAAUUUAAUUGAGCUCGCCAAAAGAAACCUCGACCAGUACGUGUUGUCUCACAGUCCCGGGAAUAUCAGUACUCCGUCAAGUUCACCGCAAAAGGGACAAACAAAUCAGCAACCCAUUCCAUCUACGUCGCAAACGGAACAAGAAAAUCAACAAUCCAAUUCCCCACCUUCGACUGGAACGUCAGGUAGCGAUUUUCAAAGUAACACAGCCGCUUCAGCAGAGAAUCCCCCAAUUACACCACCGAUUACCCGAUUACACCACCGCCGGUGAGUACAUUCCAAACUAAUCGUUUACCUAAACUUGUACUGCCAUCGUUUAAUGGGAACCCGCUUGAAUGGCAAUCGUUUUGGGACGCCUUUCAGUCUGCAGUACACGAUAACUCUUCGAUCAGUGAUGUCCAAAGGUUCAAUUAUUUGAGAGCACAGUUACGCGACGGAGCUGAAAGAGUCAUUGCCGGGUUGCCAUUAACCAGUGCCAAUUACGCUAAGAGCAUCCAGUUAUUGAAAGAUAGAUUCGCUCAACCCCACAAGAUUAUCAAUGCACACAUGGAGGCACUGCUCAACCUUCCAUCACCCACUGAUCAUUUAAGUAGUUUGAGGCUUUUCUAUGACUCAGUUGAAACACACAUCAGGGGACUUGAGUCACUAGGGAAGAAAACAGAAACGUAUGGAGAUAUUCUUGUUCCCAUCAUUCAGAAGAAGUUACCUAAUGGAAUUAAGAGGAAUCUAGCAAGGCAAAAUGGAAACAAGGAGUGGCAGCUUGACAACUUACGUAAGGCAAUCUUGAACGAAAUUGAAAUCUUAGAAGCAGGUCAGAACAGUUCUAGCGAUUAUGAACUCAGUAGCAACUCAACAACUGCUGCUACUGCUGCAUUUCUCACGACUUCAAAGCCACCUACACCUGUUCUCCCUCCUCCCACUGAUCGGCGCCCUACCAAGCGAACAUGCCUUUUCUGUAAGGGCGAACACAGUUCAAAUGAUUGUAAUGUUGUAACAGACAAGGGAAGGAGAUACUCCAUUGUACGUGAUGCAAGGGUAUGCUUUAACUGUCUUAAUCGUCAUUCAGUAUCUAAAUGCAAGUCACGGAACAGAUGUAAGGUGUGCCAUCGAAAGCAUCAUACCAGUCUUUGCCAAAAUGCAGAAUCAACUCCCCUAGUGUCAUCCACUGAACCGCCAACUACAAACAAGGCUCAAUGUACACCCACCACAGACAAGACUACAGCACCUUCAGUCUCAUCCUACCACAUUGGUGAUACUAGCAGACACACCCCCCGUUCUACUGAAAACAGCCGUUGCUUCUGUUGGUAGUCACAACAACCACAUCAGUGCACACAUUUUAUUUGAUGAAGGGUCUCAACGCUCCUUCAUUACUUCAGAUGUAGCGACCAAACUUGAUCUGAAACCAGAAAUGCAAGAGACCAUAUCCCUGUCAACCUUUGGUGGGAACACAUCAUCCGUUAAACGCAUUGACACUGCCACCGUUUUUGUUGAAACCGCUCAAGAGGAGAACAUUCCCAUUCGCGUGAUCAUUGUACCAACAAUAGCUGCCCCUCACUACUUACACUGGUGCCAAUGUAAGGGAACUACCACACUUAAAGGGACUGUCAUUAGCACAAAACGUUGA